AGAAUGGUCAUUCUCAAUGUAAGCAAAAAAGUGACGACCUAUUAAGGUGUAGCCCAAGGUGGAUCUAGAUACACCUUGGUAUAGCCUUAAGAAAACGGCCGCUGGGCGCUGCGUUUCUGUGUGAUAAUUAUCUUCCCCUUAAAAAAAAUAUAGUGUCCGGGUCCUUGUAUCUAGUAUCGAUCCUAUUUUAUGUAAGUGAUAAAAAACCAUAUGUCUAUGUAAAAACCAGCUGUAGUCUGCACUCUGGAGGUGCAGUAUAAUCAACUGUUCAAGUAAAAAUUUAGACCUCGGCCUUUUGUUUACUCGUAAAAUAUAAUAAUAAGAGGCUUAAAGAAUUUAUACUUGUAAAAUGUAAUGCCUAUACUUUUAAUGAUUUAUGAACAUUCUUAAAAUUUAUCUAUUUUAUUUAGUUCCCGAUAAUAAAACAACAAAUUGAAAAAAAUUGUAAAGUAGGUAUUUUUAACUGUUAAGGAAAUGUUUACUUGUUCAAUUUGUCAAGAAGUUUUUGACGGAAAUAAUAAUUCUAUUUCUACUACUACAUGUGGACAUGUAUUUCAUCACGGAUGCCUUGAUACAUGGUUAAAAAGGUCUAAAAGUUGUCCACAUUGUCGUGCACCUACUGUUAAUGAUCAGCUUAUACGAUUAUUUUUACAAAGAGACCCUAAUGCUCAUUUAAUAGUUUGGGAUAGAAAAUUUGAUAUAGAUUUGCGGACAUUACGAGCUCAGAACAAAGUACUACAGGAUAAAGAAACUAACAAUAAAUGUACAAUUACUAAGCUUGAAUUAGAAAUAGGAACUAUAAAGUCCAAGCUGCAUCAGGAGAAUCAACUAAAAGGACAGUUGGAACAAUUACAAGUAAAUUAUCAUAUAUUGGAAGACCAUAAAAAUAACUUAGAAUUACAAUUGCAAUUGGAAAAGGCCAAGUGUGUUUCAUUAGAUAACAGUAUAUAUGAAUUGCAUUCUGUCAAUACAGUUGUUAUUGAAAAACUUAGACGUGAACUUGCUGAUUCAAGAGCUAAAAGUGCAUAUUUUAAAAAAAGAUGCCAGGAAUUAAGAGAUGAAAAUUUUCUGUAUGUACAAUGCAGUUCUAAAUCAUUUCAAAACGUAGAUAAGGCCAAUACAGAAGAAAGCAAUAUUUCUUCUCAAGUUGACCAUAUUAAACCUGAAUAUUAUGGACACGAUUCAAAUUUAAAAUUGUCUUCAAAAAAUUGCCUGUUAGGUUGUGUUUUUUUAAUUGUCGAUGAUUAUCAUCAAUGGGAAGAUAUAUGUAGUGAUGUGUCUAUGAGUAAACUAAGUAUUAUUGAACACGGUGGAACAAUUGUACAAGAUUAUUCAUCACGUAUUACACACAUAAUUUGUACUACUCAAAAACAUAGCAUUGUAGAUCAGGGUAUAAAAGAUCAUAAAAGAUGCGUGACUCGUUUCUGGCUUACUGAUGUCAUUGCCAAAGAAACUAUGCUACCUCCAUGGUUUGCUCAUCACUUCCCCACUCCAUUCGACAACAGAGAAAAUUUACCGUGUCAACAUUUAAAAAUAGCUAUAGCUGAAUUUGAAGUUAACGAGUAUUAUAGAGUUAAGGCUAUGGUUGAACUAACAGGAGCUCAAGUUGUUAAUGAAGUAACUUCCCGAACGGAUAUUAUAGUUAGUAAAAGAAAUCACGGUGAAACACUUGAUAUUGCGUAUGCCCUAAAUAGACCUGUAGUCAAUGUUGAAUGGUUAAAUGAUAUACUCUUUGGAGCUCAAUACUGUAUAAGUCAUCCAGAUAGUCCUAAAUACCAACAAUUUAAAUUAAUUGAUACAUUUAAUGUGAACUACGAUAUGAUACCGCAUUUAAUGGAAGCGUGGAAAACUCCUGUUUUAUAUUUAAAAAACCAACAAGUUUGUGAUUUAACCAGUCCAACAAAAAACUUAAAACGUAAACGACAAAAUCUUUCUAUCGACAAUUGUAAUCCAGAAUUAAUAGAUUUAACUGAUAACGAUGAAACAAGUUCUAAUGAUAUAGUUAUUACAUACAUAAGCAAUGCAUUUAAGCCGUGUGUUAUGUUAAAUGGCUUUUCAAAAUUAAAACAAAGGGAGCUGGAACAGAUUGUAUUGCAACUAAAUGGUACAAUAGCCAAGCAGUGUAACGAAGCAACUCACCUAAUUAUGGAAGAACCAAAAUUAACCCUUAAGUUUUUAUGUUGUCUGUCAACUGUUAAUCAGAUUUUAAAUCCAACUUGGCUGUACCAUUCCCUAGAUGAAUUAAAGUUUACGGAUGAGAAUCGUUUUAUUAUAUCGGAAAUAUUUCAUGAAAAUAAUAUUAUAUGUAAAGUACCUGACGUUCUUGCUUGUACAAGACGCCAACAACUGUUCAAAAACUUGAUUUUUUUCAUUACCUCUGGAAUAAUAUACCCACCUUAUUCACGAGUGGAACAAAUGAUUUUAUCUGCAGGUGGUAUGGUUGAAAAAGAAAUAAGAUCUUUGCAUAGUGUUCAACAACUAGAGCCCAACAAAUAUGUCAUUAUCUCUUGUUCAGAAGAUCUAUAUUUGGUCAAUGACUUUUUGAAAAUAGGCUAUGCUAUCCAUUGUACUGAAUUUAUUACAAAUUCUAUUAUGACACAAAUUGUUCAAAUGGAUAAUAAUGUCAUAUAUUCAGCUGCGCUAGAAUAAAUAUUUUGAAAAUACAUUCAAGUAAUGAUUGACUGAUUUUCUCUUUGAUGCGAAGCUGAGAAGUGACUGAAGAUGAACUUUACAACGAGUCUGAAACGUCAACGGAAAACUGAAACAUGGAUACAUCUGAAAAUAAUCCACAUAAGGUUGUUAGUCCAUUGCUGUCUGCUGAAAAGGAGUAUGGUCGCCAUCUGCUUCAAUAAGUUAUUAAAAAAUGGUUUUAUUUUAUUAUAUUCAGAAGCAGAUUUAAAGAUAAUGAGAGAAAUGGAUGUUAAGGAUUACAUUUUCAACACUGAAGUUAUUCAAACAUUUAUAAAUGAAUAGUUAACAUAAUUUGUUAUAAUAUGUAUUAUAAACUUUUAAGUAUGUAAAAAACAUCUACUUAUUAAUAUACUAUAGGUACAUAAAUAAAUGGUACAAUGAUAUGCAUAU
Molecule: messenger RNA, 3081 nt
Organism: Adelges cooleyi (spruce gall adelgid)
Lineage: Eukaryota; Metazoa; Arthropoda; Insecta; Hemiptera; Adelgidae
Product: PAX-interacting protein 1-like
Exons: 17
Coding region: 475-2649 (724 amino acids)
Cellular component (GO): MLL3/4 complex
Source: RefSeq, a predicted model, not a curated record